GAGGCCUGACUGUCGGGAGGGACUGUGCAGACACACAGUUCGUCCCCAGGGAGGGAAGGUGGAGCUGUAUCCCUGUGACCAGACUGAGUAGCUAUGAAACACCCACUGCUCCUGCCUGUUCUCCUGCUGGGGACAGUUUCUGCUCUUCAUCUGGAGAAUGAUGCUCCCCAUUUGGAAAGCAGAGGGACACAGGCAGAGCUGAGCCAGGAUCUGGAAGAUUCAUGGGAGCAGGAAGGACAGCUGGCCCUGACCAAGGAGGCGAUUCGGUCAGAGGCAGACGAGGCUGAGGCUUCUGGCUAUCAAGAUGACUUUGAGGAUGGGGAGGCCAUGGAGUCAGACCCAGCUGCUCUAGAUAAGGACAUGGACUGCCCCAGGGAAGAGGACACAGUUCAAUGGCAGGGCAGUCCUGGGUGCAAGACCUGCCGCUACCUGUUGGUGCGGACCCCCAGGAAGUUUAGGAAAGCUCAGCGUAUCUGCAAGCGGUGCUACCGAGGCAACCUCAUCUCUAUCCAUAGCUACAACUUUAACUAUCGCAUCCAGUGCUUGACCUCAGGAAUCAACCAAGGCCAGAUCUGGAUUGGAGGCAUCAUCAGGGGCCGGUUUCUGUGUAAGAAAUUUUACUGGACUGAUGGUAGCAGCUGGAAUUUUGGAUACUGGGCCUCAGGGCAGCCUGGCAACGGGAGAGGACGAUGUGUGGCCCUGUGCACCAGAGGGGGUCACUGGCGGCGAACUCCGUGCAAAAGGCGUCUGCCCUUCGUCUGCUCCUUCUAAGCCAGUGGCUUGGAGACCCUGCCUCGGAGCCCCCUCCCUUCACACCCUCCUGGCUGCAGCUGGGCCCUGGGCUCCAUCCCCAGGCCUGUCCUGGUCAUAAAUGCAGACC
Messenger RNA from Manis javanica (Malayan pangolin), 880 nucleotides. RefSeq names its product proteoglycan 3, pro eosinophil major basic protein 2 (gene PRG3). The record is from RefSeq and is a predicted model, not a curated record. Gene Ontology annotation, biological process: immune response. NCBI's taxonomy places the organism in Eukaryota, Metazoa, Chordata, Mammalia, Pholidota, Manidae.